AUGGAUGCACCUCAAAACACCGUCCAGUGCGUACUGGUUGUCGAAGGAAGCCCAAGCAUCUGGAUUCUGUCGGCUCAACACAAGCCAGUCUGGGGUCACGAAGCCAUCCCGCUGUUCUACCUCGUCUGGGCGGACUUUAUCCCAAAGGAAAUUGUCGACAGCUUUGGUGGGGGAGUCAUGGGACUCUAUUGCAGGAUGGCACUUCUGGUGGGCGUCGUGUCAGAGUGGCUUUUGUUCAUCCACGGACUGGCGCGAAGUUCAGGCAUCGCCGCGACUUUGGCGCCCUACCCGCUUUGGGCUUUGUUCGACCUCGAAACGGUAGCGAGGGGGCUGAUCACGGUCCUUGUGGUUCCGUUGUGGUCUCUCGCGCUUGCGGUUAGGACGGUGUGGGAUUCUGGCGUGAGCGAUUUUGUGUCGGCCUCGAGGGAGUUCUGGCAACUGGGUAUGGGUUGGCAGGUGCACUUGAACCAGCAACUUCGUCUUGGGCUCAUUCUGGGCGUUGUUGCGAGCCUUAUGUGGUGA
Molecule: messenger RNA, 522 nt
Organism: Coprinopsis cinerea okayama7#130
Lineage: Eukaryota; Fungi; Basidiomycota; Agaricomycetes; Agaricales; Psathyrellaceae
Exons: 1
Coding region: 1-522 (173 amino acids)
Source: RefSeq, a predicted model, not a curated record